CCUUGCACUGCUCCCUGGUACCUGUUCUGGACUUGUCUUGACUUUGACCUUUCAGAAUUCAUUCAUGAGGCCACUCUCAAUAGGGAACAAGCUAAAUGUAUUAUCAAGCUUUCAAAACAUCUUUGCACUGAGGACUGCACUUUGAAUAGUUAUAAUGAUCUUGAGAGCUCUUGGCAGGCUGCUUCCCACUGCAUGAUGGCAUUUCAGAAGAGUGUAAUAAGCAUGCCAUUUGCAGGUGAGACAAUGGAGUUUGAUGUGUAUUACUGUUCACCAUGGGAUUGGGCCUGCAAUCUCUUGAAGGAUUCCAAUGUGGGACCAUACUUUGUAUUUGAUGCCAAGCAUCUAGCUAAGUUUGAUGGCUCUUCAUUUGUUUGUUUCAUCAAUGAGCCAUGGACAGCUAAUGAUUUUUGGACUGUACAAGUUUGUCAUGAGUCUCUAGCAUAUACCCUCAAUGAAAUUGUUUUUCAGAGUGGUCUACCUUUGGAUGGCACAGUUCUGGCAUUCAUUCUGUAUGCUGAUAAAUCCAAGCUAUCAUCAUUUGGUUGA
Molecule: messenger RNA, 546 nt
Organism: Pisolithus orientalis
Lineage: Eukaryota; Fungi; Basidiomycota; Agaricomycetes; Boletales; Pisolithaceae
Exons: 2
Source: RefSeq, a predicted model, not a curated record